GAAUGCGCGGCGGUAGCGGAAGUGACGCAUGGCGCUGUGUUUAUCCGUUGGCUGGUCUGUCUGCUCGAGCCGAGCGUCGGAAGUGGAGCGGUUCGGUUCGGUUAAUCGCAAACAGAAGCGUAAACGCUACACAUCAGAUGUCGUUCGGUGUCCCGCACAGCGGCGGCCGGCGCAGUAAAUGGGACCAGGCCGGUCCGGGGUCGUCUGGAGCUGAUGGAGGUUCUGCUCCGACCGGAGCUCUGGAUGCUGCUGCCGCCGUCGCUGCCAAGAUCAACGCCAUGCUGGUGGCCAAAGGCAAACUCAGGCCAUCUCAGAUCAGCAGCGCUGCUACCACUGAUAAAGUGGCAGGUGUUGGUGGUAAUAAGGUGAAAGAUGAUCUGGUGGUGGCUGAGGUGGAGAUUAACGACGUCCCGCUAACCUGUCGGAAUCUGCUGACCCGCGGACAGACUCAAGACGAGAUCAGCAGAGUGAGCGGCGCUGCCGUGUCCACCAGAGGACGCUACCUGACAGCAGAGGAGAAGAACAGAGCGCUGCCCAGUGACCGUCCGCUCUAUCUGCACGUCCAGGGACAAACCAGAGACUUAGUGGACAGUGUGUGUCAGAUGCAUUACGUACAGGACAAGCUGUUUGUGGGUCUGGAUCAGGCCGUGCAGGGCUUCUGUGUGAAGGAGCGAGUGGAGGGCCCUGGCAGCUCGUUCCUGCAGCACAUUCAGGCCGAAACUGGGGCCAAAGUCUUCCUGCGGGGCCGGGGGUCCGGCUGCCUGGAGCCCGCGUCCGGACGAGAGGCCUUCGAGCCCAUGUACAUCUACAUCAGUCACCCAAAACCAGAAGGACUUGCUGCUGCAAAAACCCUGUGUGAAAACCUGCUGCAGACCGUUCAUGCUGAGUAUUCUCGAUUCCUGAAUCAGAUGAGCAGUGUGAUGCCUACACAGGGAUUCAUUCAUCCUCCUGCCAUUAACGGGAUCCCGCCGCAGCCUCCGUAUUACCCCCCCGCGGGCUUCCAGCCCUCCUACCCCGCCCCCAUCCCGCAGCCGCAGCCCGUCGCUCCUCAGUAUCCGGUGACUCCGGCCCCGGGCCCCGUCCCCACCGCACAGUAUCCCAUCACCCCCGCGAGCGUCCCGGAACAGACUCUUCCUCACGCUCUGUUCCCUCUGCCCACAACCGUGGCUCCGCCCAUCCCGCCGCAGAAGCGCCGCUUCACGGAGGAGAUGCCAGACGAGGCGAACAGCGGCCUGCUGGGAUACCAGCAUGGACCCAUUCAUAUGACUAAUUUAGGUGCAGGCAUCUCUGUGGGCAGCUCUGAGGCGUCAGGACCCCCGUCUGCUGCUUCCUCAGGGCCUGUGAGAGAGAGAGACAGCAGCAGUAGACUCAUGCCUCCUCCGUGUGCACUGGCUCCAGUCAGCGGUCCGAGAGCUCAGAAAGCAGACGAGAAGACGCCAGCGCCGAGCCUCCUGGAGCCGCAGGUGAAGCGCGCGAGGACGGGGCUGGUGGCGUACGUUGGAGACUCCUCCGAUGAAGAAGAGGAUCAUGGACCCUUCAGAGCAGCCGGAGCCGCAGGAUGGAUGUACCGCUGCCCUUCAUCGCCGCCCUCACGGCCCAAAACACAGACGCAGACUCGGCCCAUGCCCUUCUGGAUGGCACCGUAAACACACUCACACACACACACACACUCACUCACACACACACACACACACACACACGUUCAUGCCUCCUGAAGACUGUCCCGUGGGAUUAUGGGUAGAUGGAGGAGUGACGCAGCAGGAUCGCGUGUCUCUCAUCACUCUGCUUUACUUUCUCUUCAUCGGGUUGAUUUGUAAUUACUUCCUCUGUGAGAUUCUCUUGACAAAUAAACACACGCAUUGACUCACACACUGUGCUUCCUGUUUAAUUUCCUCCAAACGUCCCUUAA
This is a messenger RNA of Sinocyclocheilus anshuiensis, 1909 nucleotides long. RefSeq names its product UPF0469 protein KIAA0907 homolog. The transcript is spliced from 14 exons. Gene Ontology annotation, cellular component: nucleus. NCBI's taxonomy places the organism in Eukaryota, Metazoa, Chordata, Actinopteri, Cypriniformes, Cyprinidae. The record is from RefSeq and is a predicted model, not a curated record. Bases 3 to 1646 code for a protein of 547 amino acids. Gene Ontology annotation, molecular function: RNA binding.